This is a messenger RNA of Dovyalis caffra, 3108 nucleotides long. Lineage: Eukaryota; Viridiplantae; Streptophyta; Magnoliopsida; Malpighiales; Salicaceae. The record is from the annotation of a GenBank genome assembly.
AUGGUGAAAGAGAAAAGCACGCAGCCCUUAAAGGACAUAGAGCUGUUGAAAUCAGAGGUAGCCUCUUUCGCUUCCUCUCUAGGGCUCGCCUCCUCAACUUCCUCCUCCUACUCUGGUUUCAACGAUACUGAUUUUCGGAACCCUAAACCAAAACCAAAACCAAAACAAAAACAAAAAGAUCGUAAACCUCCUCCUCCUCCUCCUCAAAAUCCCCAAAUUGAUAAAAAAAACUCACCCAAACCUCAAACUUUUAUAAACAAAAAUGACAAAUCACGAAAACCCAUUUCAAAACCAGCACCAAAGCCUCCAAUUUUAUCACUUGAUGGUGGUGAGGAUGACAAGAACGGUAAUAGUACAAGAAAAUUUGACAAGUACAAGAACCUCCCGAAGUUACCUUUAGUGAAGGCAGGUGCAUUGGGUGUGUGGCAUGUGGACUUAAUGGAAUUGGAGAAAAAAGUGUUGGGUGAAGCAGGCAAAGGAAAGUUGGAAGUUAAAAUGCGUCUGGGUGAAUGGAAAGGUUUUGUGGAGAAGAAGAGAGAGUUGGGGGAGAGGUUGAUGUGGCAGUAUGGAAAGGAUUAUGAGCAGGGUCGAGGUCAAAAGGGGGAUAUUAAGAUGUUGGUAGCUACUCAGAGGUCUGGGACUAAUGCUGAUAAAGUUUCGGCCUUUUCUGUGCUUAUUGGGGAUAAUCCUGUUGCAAAUUUGAGGUCACUUGAUGCACUUUUAGGAAUGGUAACAUCAAAAGUGGGAAAGCGGCAUGCUCUAACAGGUUUUGAAGCAUUGAAAGAGCUUUUUAUUUCAAGUUUGCUACCUGAUCGUAAGUUGAAGACCCUUUUACAGAGGCCUCUAAAUAGUGUUCCUGAGACAAAAGAUGGUAAUUCUCUUCUUCUUUUCUGGUACUGGGAGGACUGUUUAAAGCAGAGGUAUGAACGUUUUGUUUUUGCACUUGAGGAAGCAUCAAGAGAUAUGCUACCUGCACUAAAAGAUAAGGCAUUGAAGACGAUGUAUGCAUUGUUGAAGAGCAAAUCAGAGCAGGAGCGCAGAUUGCUCUCUGCAUUAGUUAACAAACUAGGUGAUCCCCAAAAUAAAAGUGCAUCCAAUGCUGACUUUCACUUAUCAAACCUUUUGUCUGACCACCCCAAUAUGAAGGCUGUGGUGAUUGAUGAAGUGGACUCUUUUCUUUUUCGACCACAUUUGGGAUUACGAUCAAAGUACCAUGCUGUUAAUUUUCUGAGCCAAAUUCGUCUGGGUCAUAGAGGCGAUGGACCAAAAGUGGCAAAACGUCUGAUAGAUGUAUACUUUGCACUGUUCAAGGUGUUGAUAACUGAGGCAGGCAGCAGUAAAAAGAAUGAUAAAAACAGCAAGGCAGAGAGAAACACUUCUGGUUCUUCUAAGGAGACCGAAAUGAAAAGUUCACCAGAAUCCCACAUUGAAUUGGAUUCACGGCUUCUAUCUGCUCUGUUAACAGGUGUUAAUAGAGCAUUUCCUUAUGUUUCAAGUGCUGAGGCUGAUGACAUUAUUGAGGUCCAAACACCAACGAUCUUCCAACUGGUUCACUCCAAGAAUUUCAAUGUGGGGAUUCAGGCAUUGAUGCUUCUUGAUAAAAUCUCAUCCAAGAAUCAGAUUGUCAGUGACCGGUUUUACCGUUCUUUGUACUCAAAACUCUUACUUCCAGCUGUCAUGAAUUCAUCCAAGGCAAGUAUUCUAUGUUCUUUGCGAGGAGAUGAUGCAGAAAUGUUUAUUGGACUUCUUCUGAGAGCCAUGAAAAGUGAUGUAAAUCUGAAGCGCGUUGCGGCCUUUUCAAAGCGACUAUUGCAGGUUGCUCUGCAGCAGCCACCUCAGUAUUCCUGCGGAUGCCUAUUUCUCCUCUCUGAAGUUCUCAAAGCACGGCCACCUUUAUGGAACAUGGUACUCCAAAGCGAGUUAGUUGAUGAAGAUCUUGAACAUUUUGAAGACAUAUUGGAAGAAACUGAUAAUGAACCUUCCACAACACACAAAAAAGAAGAGAUUGGACUUGAUUUAGUUGGAAAUGGUGAUAAGACCAACUCUGAAAGUGAUUCUGCAGAAGAGGAAGAUUAUUCUCCAGCCUCUAGCUCUGAGGAUGAUGUUUCAGAUGAAGAAGAGGAGUUGCUUAUAGAAGACAGUUCAAAAGAACUUCAAGAAUUGCAACCUCCAUCUGAUUGUAACGGUAACCAGCCACAAAUAAAUUCCACAGGGCCCUCUCUGCCUGGAGGAUACGAUCCACGCCACAGAGAACCUUCUUACUGCAAUGCAGAUCGUGCAAGCUGGUGGGAGCUGAUGGUUCUUGCUUCACAUGCGCAUCCAUCUGUUGCUACCAUGGCGGGGACCCUUCUGUCUGGUGCUAAUAUUGUUUACAAUGGAAAUCCAUUGAAUGAUCUAUCACUUACUUCUUUUCUAGACAAGUUCAUGGAGAAGAAACCCAAGCAGACUGCAUGGCAUGGUGGCUCCCAAAUUGAACCAGCCAAAAAGCUUGACAUGAACACGCAUUUGAUCGGGUCGGAAAUUCUUUCAUUGGCUGAAGUAGAUGUGCCUCCAGAAGAUCUUGUCUUCCACAAGUUUUAUGUGAAUAAAAUGAAUACCUCAAAGCCGAAGAAGAAGAAGAAGAAGAAGGCAGCUGAAGAAGCUGCUGAAGACUUGUUUGAUGUGGGUGAUGGUGAUGAUGAAGUGGUUGGUGAUGAUGAGAGCGAUAAUGAAGAGAUUGAUGACCUUUUAGACUCUGCCAAUCUUACUCUUGAAGCAGAAAACGAAUAUGACUAUGAUGAUUUGGACCAAAUUGUUGACGAAGAUGACGAUGACUUGGUUCGUAAUGUGGAUGAUGCAGAGGAGGAUGCCACUACUGAUGGAGAAGAUUUUGACACCAUUGUUGACAGUGACGAUGACGCUGUUGAUGUUGGGGAUGCAGAUGAUGGUACUGAUGAGGAUGGGUUUGACCAACGUAAAAGAAAACGCAAGUCCAAAGGGAAGCCAGGUGCUUCCCCAUUUGCAAGUCUCGAGGAUUACGAGCAUAUGUUGAACGAAGAUAGUUCAAAAAUAAAUAAAUCAGAAAAAAGGAAGUCAAAGUCACGAAAGAAGAGAAAAUCAUCUGAAUGA